AUGGCUGACCAGAACGAGAAAUUUCUGCACCGUCUGCUACAGCUCGACGGCAACAACAUUUGCGCGGAUUGUGACACGAAAGGUCCAGAAUGGGCUUCGUACAACAUUGGCAUCUUCCUGUGCACGCGAUGCUGUGCCGUGCACCGUAGCAUGGGAGCGCACAUUUCAAAGGUGAAGCACCUGAAGCUGGACAAGUGGGAGGACAGUCAGAUCGAGCGGAUGAUCGAGAUCGGCAAUAAGGCGUCGAAGCUGAAGUACGAGCAGCGGGUACCGGCUUGCUACCGGCGCCCACGGGAAAACGAUCCACAAGUACUGAUUGAGCAGUGGAUACGAGCCAAGUACGAGCGGUUAGAGUUUUGCAUGGUCGAACGACCGAGCUACACAUCCGGACGCAUGGAGGGUUUCCUCAUGAAGCGCGGCAAGGAGGACAGUCGCUAUCAGCCGCGCAAGUUCGUCCUAUCCGGCCUGCACGACACACUGCGGUACUACGUGAAGGAAAAGCGCGAACCCAAAGCCAUUCUGCGGAUAUCGGAGCUGAACGUAGUGUACGCGCCGAACAAGCUGGGCAACCCCAACUCGCUGCAGCUCACGUACAUGAAGGACGGCAGCACACGCCACAUCUACGUCUUCCACGAUGAUCCGGAGGUGAUCAACAACUGGUACAUGGCGAUCCGGUGCGCCAAGCUGCACCGGCUACAGGUAGCCUUCCCGAGUGCCUCGGAGAGCGAUCUGGUCGGCUUGUUGACGCACGAUUUCACGCGCGAAGGCUGGCUCCUGAAGACGGGCCCACGGCCAACCGAUAGCUACAAACGGCGCUGGUUCACGCUCGACGACCGAAAGCUCAUGUACCACGACGAUCAGCUCGAUGCGCACCCGAAGGGCGAGAUCUUCCUGGGCAACCAGCUCGAUGGGUACAGUGUGCGAAUCGGAGCCCCCGCCGGUGCCAAAGAUCAGGGCUUUAGCUUCACUCUCUUCACACCCGAGCGUACCUACAACAUGUCGUCGCACAGCGAGCAGGAUCGUGACGAGUGGAUAGCCGCGAUACUGAAAGUGCUCGAAAGACCGCUCAGUCCGCAGGACAGUUCAAUUUCUGCUCGUCUGAUCAGGAAACGGGGUGGAACCAACCCAAAGAGCAUCUUUACGGGCAGGUAAUAGUACCCGCAGAGCCACCAUCGAACGAAAACGCAUCAGCUGCCCCUCGACCACGCGCUCUGAAAGGGUUCAUCCGCUUCAUCGGAAAUCACGCAUUAACGCGCAUAUAACGUUUGGAGUGGUGCAUCGCUCGUAGUGUUUUUUACGCGUGUUCAUCAUCGUUUUAGCAUUAUUUUCACGAAUUUUACUAACUUUAUAACAAACUCCCUUCCGAAUGCUAUGAUAUGACCCAGCCGGACGCACUGAAACAGGCUGGAGCUGUGCGUAGGAAGAAUCAGAAGAAACUCACCUCAGAAUGCACAUCUCAUCCAAUGACUUUUAAUAGUUUUCUCGAGAGAAACAAAAUGUAUAGGACAGGACUAGGUUAAUGCAAAAUCAGAGAUUAUGCUAUGUUGUGUAAGUUGUAUGUUAAGUAAACGAGGGUUAGAUAAGUUCUCCAGGUACAAUGAGAUUUAUUUAUUGACAAAGGAAAACUAUGCACGAACUAUGCGCGCAAAACCAUACAAGGGACUGGCGGUCACAAGGUGUUGUUUCGACGGCAACGCGUGUUGAAUUUGGAUGGAGUCCGGAACGAUGGCGCGGUGUUUUGCUUUACUUUACAUUCGCACACUUUACAUUCACACAAUAUCUGCACGCGAUCGCGAAUAUAUGUUUCGUGCCCGGACCCGCUGCGAAUUUGAGGCACAAAAUCAAUGACGUAUCUCGAACCAAAUGGUACAAACCAAGUGGUGCAGAUUAUUGACACACGAAUGCUGUAAUCGAAUCAAGCGUAGCAAAGGGUUACGGGCACGAACGGACACAAAUGAUGAAGACAUCUAAUCCAAGCGUAGUUACAUGUGUGAAAAAUCACUCAAAACCAUUGUAAGCAUCUUAGAUAGGCAAAAAUGAACAACGGAAGCUCUAGCGCAACUAUUUGCCCAAGCUUCUUAUCGCAGAAGGACACAGUUAAAAAAACGUGUAACCCGACCAACGACCAACGGUCGCACGGGACAGUUAUACUGAUAUCUUUUUGCUCAAUGCAGGCCGUCGAUAUUAAUGCAUCGAACACAAUUUGUUGUUCCUAUGACUAUGUACAAUCUGCGUACCUCCCAGCGGGGGCACGUUAACUGAAUUCGAGCAACGAAGCUCACUGUAACAAUACAUAGUAAAACAGAAGAAACUAGGCGCACGCAAGCGCCCCGCGCAAAGGAGGUCGUGAUCGCGAGUGAUCGUGAGCGAAAUGCAACAAUGAAACGGAUACUGCCCAAACGGUGAUACGCGUGCAAAUCUUGUACGUGUUCGUGCAUAUUUUUCCAUUACAGGUAGGUUAAAUAAAAAUGGGGAGCUCUACUAGGCGGAAGUGUGUGCUCUAGGUGCCUAAUAGAGCGCCUAACUAACUGUACGGUAUGUAAUUCGGAAGGAAGGUCGAAGGAAAACGAGUCACAAAGACCACCAGAAACGGAACUAAUGAAUACUACAUAAAUCUGCCAAAAAUAGCUAAUUUAGGAGUGUGUUUCGUGUGUACAGGCGUGCGUUAGACGCCAAAUACGAAGCGCACGCGGGGUUACGAUUGCACUAAAAGUAGCCAAAAAAUAAACUGAACAAACAAGCAAACU
Anopheles bellator is the source of this 2747-nucleotide messenger RNA. RefSeq names its product arf-GAP with dual PH domain-containing protein 1-like. Gene Ontology annotation, molecular function: phosphatidylinositol bisphosphate binding; GTPase activator activity. The record is from RefSeq and is a predicted model, not a curated record. Lineage: Eukaryota; Metazoa; Arthropoda; Insecta; Diptera; Culicidae. Gene Ontology annotation, biological process: positive regulation of GTPase activity. The coding region runs from base 1 to 1152 and encodes 383 amino acids. The transcript has 4 exons. Gene Ontology annotation, cellular component: intracellular membrane-bounded organelle; plasma membrane.